Messenger RNA from Cynara cardunculus var. scolymus (artichoke), 2226 nucleotides. Its product is annotated as putative disease resistance RPP13-like protein 1. The transcript has a single exon. Gene Ontology annotation, molecular function: ADP binding. Bases 1 to 2226 code for a protein of 741 amino acids. Lineage: Eukaryota; Viridiplantae; Streptophyta; Magnoliopsida; Asterales; Asteraceae. Gene Ontology annotation, biological process: defense response to other organism. The record is from RefSeq and is a predicted model, not a curated record.
AUGGCUGAAAUCAUUCUGGGUGCAGUCAUUGAUGUGUUGUUUCAGAAGUUAGCCUCAGGUGACUUGAUGAAGCUGGCUCGAUCUGAAGGCAUCCAUUCCCAGCUGGACAAGUGGAACAACACUUUGCUCCACAUCCAAACUCUACUUGUUGAUGCAGCCAACAAGCACAUCACAGAUGGAGCUGUUGAUUUCUGGCUGCGUAAUCUCCAGGAUUUGGCCUACCAAAUAGACGAUAUACUCGAUGAUUUGGCCACAGAAGCUAUCCGCCGCAAAUUAAAUAAAGAUUCGCAUGCCAGCUCCAGCACCAACACAGGUAAGCUACGGAAGCUAAUCCCAAGUUGUUGUACUAAUUUCACCCCUCAUACCAUUAUUUAUAGUCAUAAGAUGAGCUCAAAGCUAGAUGAGAUUACGACCAAAUUGCACACUCUUUUUGAUCAGAAACAUACUCUAGGCUUGGAUGUGAAUGUUAAAAGGCCAAAGAGAAGAAAUAGGAGGUUGGAGGAAACUUCACUUGUUGAUGAGUCCAAAGUUAUGGGUAGGGAAGGGGAUAAAGAGGCAUUGCUUCACAGGUUGUUGGGGAACGAAGCAUGUAAUCAAAAUGUUAGCAUCGUGUCUGUAGUUGGUCUCGGUGGGAUUGGCAAAACCACUCUUCCCAAACUUGUGUACAAUGAAAAGAAGGUUAAGGAUCACUUUGAGCUCCGGGCAUGGGUUUGUGUUUCUGAAGAGUUUGAUGUAUUUAAUAUUAGCAAGGCUAUUUUUCAAGCUGUAGCCGGGACGAAUCAAGAUUUUGCUAAUCUAGAUCUGCUUCAUGUGGCUCUUAAAGAAAGACUUUCCAACAAAAGGUUCUUAGUUGUUCUAGACGACGUCUGGAACGAAGACUAUAGAGAGUGGGAACUCCUCCAAAGCCCUUUUGUUGUAGGGGCACCUGGAAGUAAAGUUAUUGUGACGACCCGGAAGACCAAGGUUGCAUCGGUCAUGAACUCUUUUCAACCUUAUGAUCUCAAGGUUUUGUCAGAAGAAGAGGCUAUGUCUUUAUUUGCUCAAUAUGCAAUAGAUGAACAAAACUUUGACAAGCAUCCAACACUUAAAUUGCAUGGUGAAGGCAUUGUGAAGAAAUGUGGCAGAUUGCCCUUGGCUUUGAUAACGCUUGGAAGGAUGUUGAGGACAAAAACAGAGGAGGAUGAAUGGGAGGAGGUGUUGAAUAGUGAGAUAUGGAGUUUGGACGAUGGAAGAGAGAUUCUUCCGGCUCUGAGAUUAAGCUACCAUGACCUCCCUUCACAUUUGAAGCAAUUGUUUGCAUAUUGCUCCUUAUUUCCCAAGGACUACGUGUUUGACAAGAACCAACUCGUCUUAUUGUGGUUGGCAGAGGGGUUCUUGAACCAAUCAAAUGGAAGGAAAUCGAAGGAGAGCUUGGGUCGUGAGUAUUUUGAAGAGCUAAAGUCAAGGACCUUCUUUCAGACGUCAACUACUGUGCAACCACGAUACAUAAUGCAUGACUUGAUUAAUGACUUAGCCACGAGUGUUGCUGGAGAGUUUUUCUUUAGGUUGGAUGAUAAAAUGGACACUUAUGACGUGAAUGAAUCUUUCGAAAAGUUCCGUCAUGUUUCAUUUAUAGGUCGAGAAUAUGGAACAUAUAGGAAGUUCAAGGAAUUACAAAGAGCUAGAGGCUUGCGAACGUUCUUACCUGUUUUUAGUUCCUGGUCACGUUUCAACUUAUCAAACGAGGUUCUUGCCGAAUUACUUCCCCAACUACAGUUCUUAAAGGUGCUAAGCCUACAUGAUCAUUCGAUCUCUGAGAUACCACAUUCCAUUGGUAGUCUCAAGCAUAUUCGAUACCUCAAUCUUUCAUAUACUAACAUUGAACGGUUACCAGAACAAGUCAGUGACCUCUAUAAUCUACAAAGCUUGUUGGUUUGUGGUUGUCAGAAGUUAUCUAACUUGCCCAUCAGUUUUGGUAAGUUGAUAAACCUACGACAUCUUGACAUCAGCGAUACUCCAAUGUUGAACAAGAUGCCCUUGGGUAUCGGUGGGUUGACGGGUCUACAAACUCUACCUAAGGUCAUUAUUGAAGGAGGUAAUGGGUUUAAAAUAUCCGAGCUUAAGGGUCUAUCGAAUCUUGAAGGUCGGCUUUUCGUUAAGGGGCUUGAUAAAGUGAUAUGUCCAAUCCAAGCAAAUGAUGCCAAGUUGCAAGAAAAGAAGGGUCUCGAUGAUUUUGUGAUGGGAUAG